Bipolaris sorokiniana ND90Pr is the source of this 882-nucleotide messenger RNA. RefSeq lists its product as uncharacterized. The transcript is spliced from 2 exons. The record is from RefSeq and is a predicted model, not a curated record. Bases 1 to 657 code for a protein of 218 amino acids. NCBI's taxonomy places the organism in Eukaryota, Fungi, Ascomycota, Dothideomycetes, Pleosporales, Pleosporaceae.
AUGAGCUCUGGCCCUUCUGGCUCUGCCCCCGAAAGGGAAAGAAGCGGUCCCGCUCAGAAACCGCAGCCACAACCAUCAUCCCAGAAGGCCCCAUCCCAGCCCAAGGAGAUUAUCGACCUUACCAUGACGGAUGAAGAAACGUCACCCACAAUGACCGUGUCAACGGGCAGCCGAGCAACCAGUACCGAACCGACCCCCACUCCCAUCAAAUUCUCUCUGAGACCGGUGUAUCGGCUGAUUGACUUGACGUUAGAGUCUGACGAAGACAAGGACGUCAUUGGCGGCAUGCAUGAAAAGUCCAACCCGGACCCCAAGGACAAGAAGAAAGAGGUAAUAGUCAAGAAGAAGUCCGAAAAGGAAGUAAAGCGAGUUGCGCAGCUGGACCACAUGGCCGUCAUGUUCACCCCCGCCCAGGCUAUUGCUGCCCUCACAAACCCAAAUCCGCUUGAUAUCACGUACGAUAUGAAGACUGGUGAGCGCUUCACGUUUCCGGUUAAGAGGUCGUAUAAUUUGGGUGCUAUGGGUCGCUAUAUGCCCUCUGUUGCUGAUGACAAGGCGUCUGCUGCCGAGAAGAAGGAGUCUACCAAGGGCAAGGGUAAGGCUCCUGCUGAGGGCAAGGGAUCCACUCGAGAUAAGGCGUCUGCUGCAGACAAGUAACUCGUCAUGCUCAAACUGCUAUAAAAAAAAGCAGAUUCCAAGAAAGGGAGAUUCUGGGGUAUUCGACAAAUUUUCGUGUAACUUUGUCAUGACAAAGAAAAUGAUGAAUUUUCUUGUAAGACAGUGUAUAUUUGUGCACGCCACUCUUGUGUGUCGAGCUGUUCAUGGGCAAUUGAAAUGAUAAUUCAAACUCACUUCAAACAAUGUAAUGAGUAAACAAACGUG